This is a messenger RNA of Epithele typhae, 513 nucleotides long. RefSeq lists its product as uncharacterized. NCBI's taxonomy places the organism in Eukaryota, Fungi, Basidiomycota, Agaricomycetes, Polyporales, Epitheliaceae. Bases 1 to 513 code for a protein of 170 amino acids. The transcript has a single exon. The record is from RefSeq and is a predicted model, not a curated record.
AUGCUCCUCCAACCUCUCCACCCCUCCGCCCGCGCACUCGCCUUCCCGCCCCAGCACGCCCCCCUCCUCUCCCGCGCGACCCCCCGCUCGCUCGCCACCGUGGACAGGUUCGCGCUCCCCCCCGCGCACGCCGACGACCCUCCCGUCCUGCCCCUGGAGCCCGCGCCCAACUUCAGCUAUGUCCCCCGCUCCCAGCCACUCUCCCCCAGUCCCGACCCAAUCUAUCCCUCUGCCCUCCCAGAACACCUCUACGACGAGCCCCAGAAUACUAAUCACCCCGCUCCGGAAUACGAGGUCGCCUCGCGCCAGCCCCCACCCUCCAUACACACCAACGAUCUCCUCUAUUCCGCAGACCAGGGCAACUUCACUCCGUCCCCCACCUCCUCCCCCGCCGACGCCCAGUCCUCCGCGCGUCACUUCUCCUUCCCCCAACCCAUGAGCGCGCCACACUCCCAGAACGCGUUCCCCUCCCGCUUCACCAAUGACCCCUCCCCCUCCGCGUCCCGUUCGUGA